Messenger RNA from Mercenaria mercenaria, 3384 nucleotides. RefSeq lists its product as uncharacterized. The coding region runs from base 1 to 3384 and encodes 1127 amino acids. The record is from RefSeq and is a predicted model, not a curated record. Gene Ontology annotation, biological process: DNA integration. NCBI's taxonomy places the organism in Eukaryota, Metazoa, Mollusca, Bivalvia, Venerida, Veneridae. The transcript has a single exon. Gene Ontology annotation, molecular function: nucleic acid binding.
AUGACAACUAGGAUAAGCCCCCCAUUAUUUGGAAAAGGAAAGAACUAUGAAAGAUUUAAGCAAGAACUUUUAGCAUGGAAAGAAAUAACAGAUCUAAGUAAACAAAAACAAAGUAUUGCUGUGGCAUUAACACUUCCUGAGGAUGACGAGUCACAAAUUAGAGAGAAAGUGUUUGAUCAGCUUCAACUAGAUGAAUUGAAAGGAUACGAUGGAUUAAGUGUUUUAAUUCAUUUCUUGGAUCAGCAUCUUGCUAAAGAUGAUCUCACGGAUAGCCUUGAACAAUUUGAGGAUUUUGAAGACUUUAAAAGAUUAGAAGGUCAAUCUAUUAAUGAAUUUGUGGCUAUGUUUGACUCGAAGUAUAGAAAGAUAGAAAAGAAGAAUAUGACACUGCCCACAGAAAUACUGGCCUUUAAGCUUCUCAGGAAGGCUAAUAUUUCGAAGGAAGAAAGGUUAUUAGUUCUAACUGGUAUGAAUUAUGAGAACAAGAAGACUCUUUACGAGGAAGCCAAAAAGUCACUGAAAAAGUUCAAGGGCAAUGAAAACGAAUCAUUGCACAACCAGGCAAGUAGUAUAAAGUUAGAACCAGCAUUACUGGCUGCCAACGAAGAGGCCCUGCUGGCAGCUGGGUAUUCGAAAUUACGGGGCGCCUAUCGGGGGAAUUACGGUGGUGGAAGAGGAAGAGGCUGGUAUCGAGGGAAACAAGGAAACUAUAAUUCGAGGGAUAAUCAGAGAGGGGAGUUCGCCACAGAAAAUGAGAAGAAGGGAUUAAUAAAGAAAAUUAACCCCAAAGGACCUGAUGGACGACCAUUGAUAUGCAAAUCGUGUGGCUCUUAUAGACAUUUGCUGCCUGCAUGUCCUGAUAGCUGGGAAAAUAUGAAGAGUGUCCAUGCUGUUGAGGAAGACCAUGCUGUACUAUUUACUGGAUAUGAUAGAAACGAGAUUAGACGUCUGGGUGUUGAUGCUCAAAACUGUGCAGUCUUGGACAGUGCUUGUAGCAAUACAGUAUGUGGAAGCAGUUGGAUGGACAAUUAUGUUGGUUCUUUGGACAAAACAGACAGAGAGAAGGUGUUGAAAUCAGAAGGUCAGAGAGUGUUUAAAUUUGGAGGGGGUACAUGCCUGAAAUCUAAAGGUGAGUUCAGCAUACCUGCUGUUGUUGCUGGAAAAGCGGUGACCAUAAAAACUGAUGUCGUAGAGUCUGAUAUUCCUUUACUACUAUCACGUACGGCAAUGAAGAAAGCAGCAAUAAAAAUGGAUCUAGAAAAUGGUACAGCAACAAUUAUGGGGCAGGAGGUAGCUUUAAACUUAACAACAUCAGGUCAUUACUGCAUUCCAAUAGAUAAAACAGUGGAAGUUUCAGUAGAAAAAGUGUGUGCAGUCAAACUAGAAAAUUUGAAUGCCCAGGAGAGAUACAAAACUCUACUUAAACUGCACAGACAAUUCGCACAUCCUGCGAAGAAAAGGUUAGUAACAUUUCUGAAGGAUGCUGGAAUAUGGGAAGAUGAUUAUGAAGAAGAUCUUGAACAGAUAGAAAACAAGUGUGAACUGUGCAAAGUGUAUGCUAAGACUCCUUCAAGGCCAGUAGUAGGUAUGCCUAUGGCCUCCAAGUUCAAUGAAAAAGUUGCAAUGGAUCUAAAACAAUGGAAUGGGCGGUGGAUUUUACACAUCAUAGACAUGUGGUCGAGGUACACUUUGUCGAUUUUUAUAGACAGAAAGAAGCCAUGUAAUAUCAUAGAUACCUUGAUGAAAGAGUGGGUAGGGAAAUUUGGAGUGAUGGGAUCUUUAAUGACAGACAAUGGAGGGGAAUUCAAUUCAGACGAGGUAAGGGAAAUUACAUCCAUUCUGAAUAUUCGGGUAUGUACCACGUCAGCCGAAAGUCCAUUUCAAAAUGGUUUGUGUGAAAGAGUGCAUGCAAUUACUGAUAUGAUGUUGACCAAGCUUCAUGCCGAUUAUACGGAAGUUAAUUUGCAGACUCUUCUUUCAUGGGCAAAUAUGGCAAGGAAUUCUUUGCAAAUGUGGAAUGGUUAUAGUAGCCAUCAACUUGUCUUUGGUCAUAAUCCCAACAUUCCAAACAUCAUGAGUGACAAUUUGCCAGCUUUACAAGGAUCGACAAGCAGUGAAGUGUUCGCAAAGCAUUUGAAUGUACUACAUGCGACAAGAAGAGCUUUUAUACAGUCUGAAGCUGAUGAAAGAAUAAAAAGAGCACUCAGAAAUAAAGUUAGAGCCUCAGAACAGGUAUUUGAACAUGGUGACUGUGUAUUUUACAAAAGAGAGGGUCGAGAACGCUGGCUUGGACCAGGAAAAGUAGUUUUCCAAGAUGGGAAAGUGGUGUUUGUGCGACAUGGAGCAGUGUUUGUGCGUGUAUCUCCUAAUAGAUUACAAAAGGUGAACAAUUUGUUUGACAGCAGUGACAAUGUCAGUGAAAAACAGAGUACACAUUCAGAAUGGACUAAUACUCAACCAGAGAUAGAGAACACAAGGUCAAGUGAUCAUCAAAUGGUAACUGAAGAUUUACCAGCAAGAAGAUUGGAUGAUGACAUACAAACAGGGCUAGAUAUAGAUAGACAGUCGGAAGUGGUCAUACAGGAUAGAAAGAUACUGAAACCAAAUGAUAUUAUCCAGUAUAAAAAGCAAGACACUGAUGUAUGGAUUCCUGCAAAGGUUAUUGGAAGGGCAGGAAAGGCAACAGGGAAGAACAAACACUGGUAUAACAUUUUAGAAGAUACUAGUAAAGAGAAAAAGAGUAUAAAUUUGGAACAAGUUGACUGGGAACUAUUGACUGAUAACGUGAAUCUAGUUUUGAAGAACAGGGAUGUAAAUAGUAAUGUAACAGAGGCAAAAAUGGCAGAGUUACAGAAAUUUAAACAAUUCAACACAUAUGAGGAGGUAAACGACUGUGGACAAAAUACUUUAUCAACCAGAUGGGUCAUAACUUCGAAGAAUGAACAGACAAAAGCUCGUCUAGUUGUUAGGGGCUUCGAAGAAGAUUUCUCAAUGCAAAGUGACAGUCCAACAGUAGGUAAAGGAACUAUGAGAAUGUUUCUUGCUAAUACUUCCAUUAACAACUGGAUUGUUAAGACCACAGAUAUUAAAUCGGCAUUUCUACAAGGUCAGGAGUUAAAGAGAGAUGUAUACAUAAGGCCACCAAAGGAGUGUGAAAAUGCUGAAGGAGUUGUCUGGAAGUUACGUCAUGGGUUAUAUGGACUUAAAGAUGGUGCAAGACAGUUUUAUCUGAGUGUGAAGGAAGAACUACUGACACUUGGGUGUCAAAUUUCUAAAAUGGAUCCUGCAAUGUUCAGUUUGCAUACAAAUGGAAAGUUGAAUGGUAUUGUUUGUUGUCAUGUUGAUGAUUUUUGCAUGCUGGAGAUGAAUACCUGGAGAAAGUAA